UAAUACAUGUGAAUGAACAUAUAUUAAGUUUGAAAUAAAUUUAUGGUAUUGUCAAUAUGUAAAAGCUACAAGGUGAACAGGACAAAAAAAUAAAUAGCGCAUGCGUAAUGACAACGCAUGCGUAAUGACAGCGCUUAAAAGAGUGUUUAAAAGUGAAGUCAGCACGCAUAUAUUUGCUUUGCGGUGGAACUUUAAAAUGGACAGAAUAAUGCACCGAAAACGAAAAUUGGAUAAUCGUGAGUGAUAAAAAAAGAUGGAUCACCAAAGCGAGAUAGAGAAAAGGAAGUACAGAAACUGGGUGAGGGGUGGACUGGCUUACAAGUAUCUAAAACAAGGCUUAGAAGGUUUUACUGAUGAUGUAGUAAAAAAAGAGUACAGCAGAAUCCUUGCUGCUGUCAUUCACACGCCUGUCACUAACUGCAAUCACUGCUGCCUAAGAAAUUUGCAACCGUUGCAUACCUGUAAAAGAGAUCACACCGGAAAGAAAAUGUGUCCGUAUGGACUGUUGUAUUGUAACUGUUUACAUGGUAAAAAAAAAACGAUGUCCGACUAACAUAUGUGAUGGCAUUAUGGAAGAAAUAUUGAAGAGUCAUGGAUCCUCACCUCCUCAACCGUUUUGGCAAAACACGGACAUACAGAAGUGGUGUUCAGAACCAUGGGAGGUCGCCAAAUGUUACAUUAUUGCUCCUGGGUACUCAGACAAGACAAACGCAGCUGAUAUAGACAUAUCUGGAUUGCUCCAUGUCUUCAUUAACAACAUCAAUCUUCAUUCCCACAUAACAUGCUCGAUGACGGGUACUUCAAACAUCUUUAUCAAGGUCCGUGGCAGAAGAAAUUCUAUCUUUCAUUCGGCAACAAUGGAAAUGGAAGACACAGAGCUAACUGAAUGUGUGGACGAUAUCAUUGCUAUUCUGGAAGACAACACAGAAUUAAAGAUGAGAAAAGAUGCCCAACAAGCGGUCACAAACCUCAAUAAGUUGAAGACAGAUGACUUGAUUAUAACAACCCAGAACGAGAUGGAGGUGUGUCGGGAAGCUUUGUCUACCAUUACACGAAUGGCUGAAGAACUUAAACAAUUAAUCCACGAUACAAAGGAGGACAUCAGUAUGAAACAAGCCGAUGCUUCUAAAGUCAUUGAUGAUGAAAUACAAACAGCAUUAAAAGAUGCUUUGGACCUGUUAUCAAACAACGGUGAAAUUAAAAAUCUUGAAUUGGCAAUGAAGUUGAUAGAUGCGAAAGUUGAUAGACUUGAUUCGGACUAUAAGCAGCGUCUGUCCAAGAUAGAGGAUGACAUAACUGCCUUUAAAGAUAUAGACAAUCAAAAGAAGACAAAGGAAAGACUGGAGUAUUUGGAAAAUAAACAAAAGUUACAAGACGAGCUUGUUAAAUAUUACAAGAAGUAUUAUGUGAAUACAUCACUGACCCCAUUGAAGCAACAACAGGAUAGCAUCAACGUAAAAGAUGUAUAUGUACUUCCUGAGAUAAAAGUCCUUGAAGAAAAAAAAGAUAUUAAUAGAAGAGGACGAGAGACAGCCAGAAAUUCAAAGCCACAUUCUGCGGAAGAAGCGGAAGUAGAACAGGAUAAGGUACUUUAUAGCAGAAAACCAGACGUGGAAACAAAUCAAUUGGAUAAAGUACGAUCUAAGAGAAAAGAAAAUCAAUCUAUGAAUAUUGAUAAAAGUAAGCCAAAGAAGAAUAAUGUUAAAGGAUACCUUGAAGAAAAACAAUAUAUGAAUAGAAGAGGACGAGAGACAGCCAUAAAUUCAAAACCACAUUCUUCGGAAGAAGCGGAAGAAGAACAGGAUAAGAUACUUUAUAGCAGAAAACCAGACGUGGAAACAAAUCAAUUGGAUAACGAUCGAUAUAAGAGAAAAGAAAAUCAAUCUAUGAAUACUGAUAAAAGUAAGCCAGAGAAUAAUACUGUGAAAGAGUACCACGAAAAUUUUCAAGCGAAAGCACAUAAAAAGAUUUAUAUAUUGGGCGAUGUUGGAACAGGAAAAAGCACUUUCUGUAAAAUGAUGAUUGAAAACUGGUGUGACGUCGUAAAAAGUAGCACCAAUGAAUUGAUUCGCUAUGAAAAUGGUCACGACGCAACAAAAACCGCAUCCAGUGAUGUUAAUAGGAAAAGUGAGUACGAUAAUGUCAGUCAGGUAGCACAAUAUGAAUUUCUUUUCUAUAUCCCGUUACAAUAUAUGUCUGCUUUUAAGUCUGACGCAACAGUUGAGAUGAUUAAAGAAAUAACAAGAGACCUCACUUCAAAUACAGAGUUGAUUGACAAAAUAUUUCAAGAAGACUCAAUGCGUUGUCUUAUCAUUGUUGAUAGCUUGGAUGAAUGGACGCCACCUAAAGAAAUUGUGCGUAAACCACAUGUUAGCUACGGGAUACCAAACGGGGACCGAGCUAAAGAUGCAACAGUCAUUACAUUAUCUAGACCAUCAGCAAUAGGCAUUCUUAAUUUGAAAAACUCAGAAGUGGAUCUCAAAUUACAGCUAUUAGGUAUAUCUGGUGAUUCAUUACGAUCAUUCAUCGAAAGGUAUAUUUCUAACACGCAGGUUACCAAUAAAACGUGCGAUGAAUUCAUUCAAAUAAUGAAGGCAAAGCAAAUAGAACAUGUAGAGAACACACCGUUGUUUUUGCAGCAAUUAUUGUGGUUAUAUUGCAAUGGUUUAGACAUAGGGAGAUCCGUAUGUGAAACUUACUGUCAGAUUCUAAAUACAAUGUGUGGUUGGUCAGACCACAGAAAGGACGAACUCGACGAAGAUGCAAGCCUGACUGGACAAAAAGAAGAUAACAAGAAUUUAAACCUAACUAAAAGUUUAAGCAAAUUUCCUAGAAUAAAGAGAAACAUACGCGUUCUUUUUCGUCUAGGAAAACUCGCAUUUGAAGCAUUUACAUCUGACAAUGUACAAGCCACAUUUGGUCUGUCAAUUUUUGAAAAGCAUUUAUCGAAAGAUGAUAUCAAAGAGCUAACAGAUCUCGGUAUCCUAAAUAAAAGUACAUGCUUUGGCCAGAUGUUUGAAGACACACAAUUUUCAUUCAUCCAUAUAUCUUAUAUUGAGUUUUUCGCCGCAUUUUAUGUUGCAAUAUACUAUAGUAUGGAAGAAACCGCCCCUGUUUAUAGAGAAGCUUCGGUUUUAAAUCUGCUGUUUUGUAGAUGCAAAUCAAGUAGUGAUGUGGUACAACUAUCAAAUGUGAUUAAAAUGGUUUGCGGUUUGUCCCCCGAUCUGAUUGGUGAUUUGUCAAAAAGAAUUUCCAGUAUUGUCAAUACGGAUGGACACACUUUACAGCGUAGAAUAAAUAAUGAUACAAGAUAUUACAGUGGUUUAAUCCAGAUCCAAAGGCUAAUGGUAAAUUGUCUAAACGAAUGUGACUCUGACAGGAAAACAAAAAUCAGUCUAAGUGAUCUUUUCAUAGUAGGUGAUGAACCUAUUCCUCCUCUACAAAGAAUUAAACCAGAGUGUGUGAUAUCUCUGUCCAUUGACUUAAGAAAUAAAUUUGGUGAAUACGUCAAAGAUAUUCAGACGUAUGUCACACAAUGCAAACACGUGCAAUACAUGGCUAUAUCUUCCAUCCAAUUCGAAAAACAUGAAAGUUUUCCUCUUUCUUUUUCCGGAAAUGUAUCUUUAAAACUAAUGAAUCUAAUCUUCUUGGAUAACUGUGAUAUAGAUUUCUCUAUGCCGAACCAACUCCAUGCACUUGUUCUGGAUUCUUGUAGCGUUAUAAGUAUUUCUCAUCUCGAUACUGAGCAGCUAAAAAGUAUAUACAUUGAAGAUUGUGCAGGCAUAGACUUUUCUUGCUUUUUAACUGCCCGCAAAUUGACUGAAAUUUACUUACAUUACUGUGUAGAAUGUAUAGAUAUUACACCACUGAGGUCAAUAUUACAACAAGCACUGUUUCUUAGGCAACUGACAUUAGAUUCUGUACAUGAUGAGAUAAGUUAUGAUUAUAUACAUAUUGAUUUGUCUAGACAUCAUCACCUCCAAAAAGUAAAGCUAACAAAUUGUUCAUUUUUAGUAAUAACAGGAUUAAAUACUGAACAACUUGAAGAGGUAUACAUUGAUAAUAAUGAUCUCAUGGAAUUUGUAUUUUAGUGUACCAUUAUUAGA
This is a messenger RNA of Ruditapes philippinarum (Manila clam), 4106 nucleotides long. RefSeq lists its product as uncharacterized. Bases 498 to 4091 code for a protein of 1197 amino acids. NCBI's taxonomy places the organism in Eukaryota, Metazoa, Mollusca, Bivalvia, Venerida, Veneridae. The transcript has 6 exons. The record is from RefSeq and is a predicted model, not a curated record.